UUUAUCAGAGUUAUUCCUCUUGGAAGAAGCCAUCUUCAGUGUUGACAUGAGCACGUUGUGAAAUCAUCUUGAAAAUGGGGAGAAAGAAAACUGGUGGAAAUUUAGGGAAAACCUUAAUAAAGGAUCGUUUUGGCAAGAAAAACAUUGUCAAGAGGGAUGACUCGUUCCUUCACACCAGUGAACUUCAGGACGGUUAUGACUGGGGGAGACUGAAUCUCCAGUCUGUCACAGAACAGAGUAACUUGGACGACUUUCUGGCCACAGCAGAACUCGCAGGGACCGAGUUUACAGCCGAGAAACUAAAUAUACAGUUUGUCGACCCCCAGAAACAUACAGGAUUAAAACCUGAGGAGUUGGACCAUAUUAAACAGUUACACAAAGAGCAUGAGACAUUGCUAAGGAUUCCCAGAAGACCCCUUUGGGAUGAGACAACCACUGCUGAACAGUUAGAUCAGAUGGAAAGGGAGAGCUUUCUGCAGUGGAGGAGAGGUCUAUCUGCUUUACAAGAGAUUGAGGGGAUAAUCAUGACUCCGUAUGAAAAGAAUCUUGAGUUUUGGCGACAACUGUGGAGAGUGAUAGAACGUAGUGACAUCAUCGUCCAAGUGGUGGACGCUCGGAAUCCCUUGUUGUACCAGUGUAAUGACUUAGAGCAAUAUGUCAAGGAAGUCGAUACAAGCAAAGUUAAUAUCUUAAUCAUCAAUAAAGCUGAUUUUCUCAGUAACAGUCAAAGACAGAUGUGGAAGGAGUAUUUCGAUAAAGUUGGAACUCGGGUGGCAUUUUGGUCGGCACUAGAGGAAUCUGAGAGGCAUGAGAGAGCUGAGAGGGAGGAAGAGGAGGAGGAGAUGUUAUUAGAGUCGGAUAGUGAGGAGGAGGAGGAGGAAGGAAGUGAGGAAGAGGGAAAUAUUGACAGUGACAAAAUUGAGGAAAAAGUAGCUAGUUCAGAUAAAAUCAGCAUUGAUGAUCAUACAGACAUCAUAACAGAAGAAACUUCUUGUUCAACACACAAAUCUCCUUCUGAUAAUACGGAAACUCAAAACAGUGGAAGUGAGGCUUCUGGAAGUGCAAAAAUGAAUAACAGUGUUAAAGUUCUGAAUGCAGAAGAAUUGCUGGAUUAUUUCAGAAGUGUUCACCAGGGGAAAAAAGUGACAGAGGGACAGACAACAGUGGGCAUGAUCGGGUAUCCUAAUGUUGGGAAAAGCUCAACAAUAAAUGCAAUCCUAAAAACCAAGAAAGUACCAGUGUCCUCAACCCCAGGGAGAACCAAACACUUCCAGACCCUUUAUGUGGAGAGUGACUUGAUGCUGUGUGAUUGUCCUGGACUUGUCUUCCCAUCAUUUGUAUCAACAAAAGCAGAGUUGAUUGUGAAUGGAAUUUUACCGAUUGACCAGAUGAGGGACCAUUGGCCCCCAGUGAAUCUUGUGUGUAGUUACAUCCAGAGGGAGACCCUGGAGGCUUUGUAUGGAAUAAACCUCCCACCACCUCAGGAGGGGGAGGACCCAAAUCGUCCUCCAACUGCAGAGGAACUUCUGACAACCUAUGGCAGUAUGAGGGGAUAUAUGUCUGUAAAUGGUAUCCCAGACUGCCCGCGGACGGCCAGGUAUAUCCUCAAGGACUUUGUGAAUGGACGCUUACUCUACUGUCACCCACCACCUGAUGUGGAUGAAAAAGAUUUCCAGUCAGGAGGAAUAGUUCCUAAGGAUCUAAGAGAUAAACAAACUGUUUUGUCAAGAAAGAAACCAAAAGAGGCCCCCGCACAGCAAAGCAAGCUUGAUAAGGACUUUUUUCAGAAAUUAAAUGUUGGUAUGCAUUCUAAAGGAAUGGUCAGUGCCAAACAAUCAGGAGGGGCCACCUAUGGGGGGAGCAGUGCGAGUAGCAGUAUGAUGUCAGUGGCUGGAAAACCAUGGAAGAAACACCACAACAAAGGGAAACGGGAAAAAUUACGCAGACUUUACAAAGACGGGGAGUGAUGUGUUGUGGAAGAGUCAAUAUUUAAAAGAAAAAUAUCAUGUGAUGAAUAACUUCCAAAAUAUUCCUUAUAUUAAAUUGAAAAAAAAUACAUGUAUAUAUAUUAUCAUGAUUAUAUGAAAUAAACAUAUCUAAAGAUA
Saccostrea cuccullata (small rock oyster) is the source of this 2105-nucleotide messenger RNA. RefSeq names its product large subunit GTPase 1 homolog. Gene Ontology annotation, biological process: ribosomal subunit export from nucleus. The record is from RefSeq and is a predicted model, not a curated record. Gene Ontology annotation, cellular component: cytosol. The transcript has a single exon. NCBI's taxonomy places the organism in Eukaryota, Metazoa, Mollusca, Bivalvia, Ostreida, Ostreidae. Gene Ontology annotation, molecular function: GTP binding; GTPase activity. The coding region runs from base 75 to 1967 and encodes 630 amino acids.